Messenger RNA from Loa loa (African eye worm), 2855 nucleotides. RefSeq lists its product as hypothetical. NCBI's taxonomy places the organism in Eukaryota, Metazoa, Nematoda, Chromadorea, Rhabditida, Onchocercidae. The coding region runs from base 1 to 2595 and encodes 864 amino acids. The transcript has 17 exons. The record is from RefSeq and is a predicted model, not a curated record.
AUGAUAGAUACAACAACAAGUGGGUUGCAUCGUCAUUAUUUGGUCGAUUACGAUCGAUUGGGCUUGAAUCAUGGCUCCUUUCGAUUAACGAAUGCAAAUCGUCGUUAUGAGCUGACAAAAAGUUAUCCGAAUAUUGUAGUCGUACCUGCAAAUACACCUGAUGAUAAUUUUACGAAAAUCGGGAAAGGAUUCCGACAUGGUCGUUUUCCAGUAAUUACAUGGAAAAGUGACAAUGGUGCGUUACUUGUACGUGGUGCAGGCUUUACUGCACAAACAGUGGUCAGUCGGUUAAAGAAACAAGCAAAUUUUCUCGGCAGUAGUGAUAACCAAAAUAUGGGUUAUAGCGGUUCUUACAUGUCCCUUAAUUCACGUGAUGUAGCUCUUCCAAACAGCGUUGAAUUACAGGAAAGGUACGUUUCUAUGUUUGCUGCACUUUCACCGAGGAUGACAAGUGGAGAUGGUCAUUCGUUGAUGUCUGAAUCAGUGGAAUCAUUGUUGUCACUAUAUUCGAUGAUUACGGCUGAUGGUUUGUCACUAAAUUCUGGUACGCCUGAUUUAUAUCGUAAAUCACAAACAGACAUUGCUCGACACGCAGCAAAUUUCGUCCGUAAUAGUGGAGGAAGAUCUGGAAUAAAAUCCACAAAUGGUGAUCGGUUUGUUGGUUAUGUGGACUACGGUAGCAAUGUCCAGCCACGAAAUGCAAAUUUGGGACGAGGACAGGCAGUGAAACCGUUGAUCAGUCUCACAAGGAAGGCAUUAUAUGUUUUAGGCGAUAGAAGCCAAGCUAAGAUGCUAAAGUUGGACAAAAGAUGUGAAUUCAUCCCUGUAAAUUAUCCAUCUGCGCAUAAUGUGAAGAUAGCCUUCAAAAAAUUUUUGCGUGCAGUAUGCCCAAGCUGGCCGUUACAUGACGAUCCAUCUCUUACAUUCUUGAAACAAGUCGACGAUUCUUUGUGGCUACAUAUGGUAUCUUCGUUGUUGCAUUUAGCUUGUGCAAUAGUGGAUCUUAUUGAUGUACAACUUUCAACUGUAGUUAUAUGUAUCGAAGACGGAUGGGAUGCUACUUGUCAACUUACAGCACUUUCAGAGCUUCUUCUUGAUCCUUACUACAGGACAUUUGGAGGAUUUCGAGUUCUGGUGGAAAAAGAAUGGCUUGCAUUUGGACAUCGUUUCUCUCAUCGUCACAAUCAUUCAGCUGCAUCGCAGAGCAGUGGCAUUGCACCAAUGUUUUUAUUAUUCUUAGAUGCUGUACAUCAGACAUGGGAACAGUAUCCAUCAGCAUUCGAAUUCAAUGAUUUUUACCUUCGUUUUCUUGCUUAUCAUUCUACUUCUGCCUGUUUUCGUACAUUUUUGCAUGAUUCGGAAGCAGAACGAAUCAAGUUUGAUUCACUCACCUUAUCAGCAGGAGAACCGCGCAAUGCAUCACUGUGGACAUACAUUGAUGAAAAACGUCUUGGAUCAUCUCUUUUCGAUAAUUUUAUGUAUAUUGCUGAAAUGCACACUGUUUUACGACCACAGUCUAGUGUAGCCAGCAUAACAUUGUGGCCUUUUUAUUGCGAAGACCACUUGGCGCAUGGAUCUCCUUACGAUAUCGAAAUAGCUGAGAUGGAGCAGCAGCAACGUGAGGAUGAGCAUCAGGAAUCGUUGGUUGAUGUUGGGACUUCGGUUUCCAUGCCAAGAAGAUUAUUGGAUGCAAACUACCGUUGUACACAUUUUCUUCUUCUCGAUUCAUUUUCGUCUUUAGUUGAGAGAUUUACUCGAUUACGUCCACUUCUCACUAGUGAAGAUGAUAAAACCGUUGAUUCAUGGCAUGGAUUGAUUGCAGCAGCGAAUGAUCGUGCAACACAAAUUUCACACUUUCAGAAUGAUGAAGAUGCAAAUGCUGUAAGUAUUUGGCAUCGUUAUGUGCAAAGAGCUGUUCAAAAGAAGGAAACUGUUAAGCUUUUGCUUCAUGGUAUAUCUCGACAGCAAAGCUCAUCACGGUUAAGGGAUAGUACAGCAAGCACAAAUUCGGGUCAUCAUUUCAUUACACAGCAGGUCACUCCUGGAGAUGCAUGUGCAGUAUGCCAUCAGAAUGUCCCAGGUGUUGUAGUACGUACAGUUCAUCGAUGUCUGGGAUGCGGUAUGGUUUGUCAUGAAAAAUGUUCUGUUCUAGUAUCUUCUACUUGUCCAAAUAUGGAGGAAAAGCGAUUAGUGGUAGCGGCGAAAUGUGAUCUCCCAUCAGUGUCAAAACGAUCUGCAACUUAUACAGCGGAUACAAAAACGCUAACUUUGAGUGCACGUUAUCCUCAUGCAGGUGCCACGUAUAGCGGAUUUUUAAUGAAGAAAGGUGCCAAGUUCAAAAUGUGGAAACCUCGUUGGUUCGUUCUAGACUCAAAUAGACAUCAGUUGAGGUAUUAUGAGAAUGAAACGGACAUAAACUGUCGCGGUGUCAUUGAUUUGGCAGACGUCAAAUCUGUCGAAAUAGCAAUUAGUCAUGCUUUAAGGAAGCCGCUUCUAGAGGUGCGUACCUCUAGACGUGCAUAUUCACUACUUGCUGAUACGAAAGUUGACGCCGAUUUAUGGUUAGAAAAGAUUUUGGCCGCUUUGCACGAUUAACGAUGUCUAGUUGGGUACGUUUGAUUAUAUGUUUGAGUUGUUCAAUUUGUAUCAUAUCUAGUCCAUUAUUAUUAAAUGAACAGAAUGCUUUGCCCAUUACUGUCAGUUCAUUCAUUGUAGCAUGUCUAAUACAGGUAAUACAAUGUCAUGCUAAACAGAUUGUGGACAAGAGGUUGAUGUAAGUUGUAAAACUGUUUCUUUUAAUACUUUGCACCAAUUAAUUUUGUUGUGUCAGUGUUACUGCUCUCUUUCAACUUCCG